Messenger RNA from Parus major (Great Tit), 3835 nucleotides. It is a transcript of the gene ERN2, whose product is annotated as endoplasmic reticulum to nucleus signaling 2. The record is from RefSeq and is a predicted model, not a curated record. Gene Ontology annotation, cellular component: IRE1-TRAF2-ASK1 complex. The transcript has 24 exons. The coding region runs from base 1 to 2832 and encodes 943 amino acids. Gene Ontology annotation, biological process: protein phosphorylation; IRE1-mediated unfolded protein response; mRNA processing. Lineage: Eukaryota; Metazoa; Chordata; Aves; Passeriformes; Paridae. Gene Ontology annotation, molecular function: protein serine/threonine kinase activity; RNA endonuclease activity; ATP binding.
AUGGGCCCGCGGGGUCGGGUGCUGCUGCCGCUGCUCCCGCCGCCCCCGGCACAGAGCCUCAAAGGCAGUGCUGUGACUGUCCCAGAAACGCUGCUCUUCAUCUCCACACUGGAUGGGAACCUCCAUGCCGUCAGCAAGAGCACAGGGGAGAUCAAGUGGACUCUGAAGGACGAUCCCAUUCUGCAGGUGCCGGUGUAUGUGGCAGAGCCAGCAUUCCUUCCAGACCCCAAUGAUGGCAGCCUGUAUAUCCUGGGAGGAAAGAACAAAGAAGGCUUGAUGAAGCUGCCGUUCACCAUCCCAGAGCUGGUGCAGGCGUCGCCGUGCCGCAGCUCGGACGGGGUGCUCUACACCGGGAAGAAACAGGACACGUGGUUCGUUGUGGACCCCAAGUCAGGGGAGAAGCAGACCACCCUCUCCACAGAGGCUUGGGAUGGUCUGUGCCCAUCCAGCCCCUUGCUGUACAUCGGACGGACCCAGUACAUCAUCACCAUGUAUGACACCAAGUCACGGGAACUGCGCUGGAAUGCCACCUUCUCUGAGUACUCGGCCCCGCUCUGCGAGGAGUCCUACCACUACAAAAUGGCACACUUGGCCUCGAGUGGGGACGGGCUGGUGGUGACCCUGGACAAGGACAGCGGGGAGGUCCUGUGGGCGCAGAACUACGGCUCGCCUGUGGUCGGCAUCUACCUGUGGCACCAGGACAGCCUGCGCCGCCUCCCGCACCUCAACCUGGCCAUGGAGACCCUGCGCUACCUGACCUUCCAGUCCCAGGACAUCCACGUGCUCAAGUGGAGCUACCAGUCCUUCAAGGACUUCGCCGCCACCAAGACGCAGCUGCUGCCAGCGCUCUACGUGGGGAAGCACGCGGCCGGUUUCUACGCCGUGACGUCCCUGGUGCACGGCAGCGUGGCGCUGGUGCCCCAGGGCAUCACGCUGGCCAGGAUCGACGGCCCCACCACGGACGACGUGACCAUGAGGGAGUCCGGGGAGUGUGAGAUCAUGCCCAGCACCAACGUCAAGUACCCGCAGGGCAGCAUCACCUCACUUCACAACCAGUGGCUCCUCAUAGGGCACCAUGAGCUGCCUCCCGUGGUUCACACCACGAUGCUGCGAGCUUUCCCAGAGAACCUGAGGAAAACCACGGAAACCAUCAUCCCCAGGGCUCCUCCCGCCAGGACCGUGUUCGAUGAUUUCCUGGCCCCGAGCAGCCCGGAGGAGCCAGCUGUGCGCAGCGAGGGGCAGCUCCAGCCGGACCCCACGCAGGAGGAGCAGCUGGAGGUGUACCCCGAGUCUGGCACCUGGGACCUGGCCAUCGGCGUUGGCACAGCUCUGCUGGGCGGGGGAAUCCUGGUCCUGCUGCUCACAAAACUGCAGCGGCAGCAUGUGGAGGAGCAGAUACAGCUCCUGCAGCAGCAGCAGGAGAUGCUGCACCCGGGCCAAGUCUCCAGGGAGGGCAUCCCUGAGGAGCCCAGGGAGCUGGAGCUGAGCCAGGGAAGUGCAGCAGAGCUCUCACAGAGCUCCAGCCCCUCAGCCUGCCUGAAGGCUAACGGGACAGUCAGCCCAGAGCCAGCUGUCCCAGUGGCUGCUGAAGAUGCAGAACCAGAUCUGGUUGUAGUUGGGAAAGUUUCUUUUAACCCCAAAGAUGUGCUGGGCCAUGGAGCUGGAGGAACCUUUGUCUUCAGGGGGCAGUUUGAGGGCCGGAACGUGGCCGUGAAGCGUCUCCUGCCUGAGUGUGUCCACCUGCUUGACCGUGAGGUCCGGCUGCUGCGGGAGUCGGACGAGCACCCCCACGUCGUCCGCUACUUCUGCACGGAGAGGGACCGGCAGUUCCACUACAUUGCCAUCGAGCUGUGCUCCGCCACGCUGCAGGAGUACGUGGAGAGCCCCAGCUUUGACCGCCGGGGGCUGGACCCGGUGUCGGUGCUGCGUCAGACCAUGUCCGGGCUGGCCCACCUGCACUCCCUCAGCAUCGUGCACCGGGACCUGAAGCCCUGUAACAUCCUCAUCUCUGUCCCCAAUCGCCACGGGCACAUCCGCGCCGUCAUCUCCGACUUCGGCCUUUGCAAGAAGCUUCAUGGGGGACGACAGAGCUUCAGCCUCCGCUCUGGGAUCCCCGGCACCGAGGGCUGGAUCGCGCCCGAGGUGCUGCAGGAGGCCCCGAAGGAGAACCCUACCAGUGCUGUGGACAUCUUCUCUGCUGGGUGCAUCUUCUACUACGUGGUGUCAGGGGGACAGCACCCCUUUGGGGACAGCCUGCGGCGCCAGGCCAACAUCCUGGCGGGCUCCUACCAGCUGAGCUGCCUGCAGGAGGAGGCUCACGACAAACUCAUUGCAAGGGAGCUGAUUGUGGCAAUGAUCAACUCCGAGCCCCAGCGCCGACCCUCGGCCCCCGUGGUCCUUGUGCAUCCCUUUUUCUGGAGUCAGGAGAAGCAGCUGCAUUUCUUCCAGGACGUCAGUGACCGUGUGGAGAAGGAGCCAGCUGAGGGGCGAAUCGUCUCAGCCCUGGAGUCAGGGGGACGGGCGGUGGUGAGGACCAACUGGAGGAUGCACAUCUCCCUCCCACUGCAGAUGGACCUGAGGAAGUUCCGCACCUACAAGGGAGGGUCAGUGCGUGACCUGCUGCGGGCCAUGAGGAACAAGAAGCACCACUACCACGAGCUGCCGGCCGAUGUCCGGCUGGCGCUGGGCUCUGUCCCCGAGGGCUUCGUGCAGUACUUCACCUCCCGCUUCCCCCGGCUGCUGCUGCACACACACAGGGCCAUGCAGCUCUGUGCCCACGAGCGCAUCUUCCACUGCUACUACAGCCAGGGCCCGAGGGGCGACGGCGCCUGAGCGGCCACAGCCACGGCUGGAGGGCACAGCCACGGCUGGAGGGCACAGCCACCACUCCUGCCCGGGGCCUGCUCUGUGGCCUCCUGCCAGGGCCGGCCAGGGCCCAGCAGGCCGGGCAGCAGAGACGGGCACGGGGCAAUAGAGAUGGGCACGGGGCAAUAGAGAUGGGCACAGGGCAGCAGAGAUGGGCACAGGGCAGCAGAGACGGGCACAGGGCAAUAGAGAUGGGCACGGGGCAGCAGAGACGGGGACAGGGCUGCACUGUGCUUGCACCUGGGCUUUCCUGAGGGACCCUCUGGGCAAUCACAGUCAGACUGGAGUGUGAAGGCAUUUGGGUCAGAAAACAAAGCCAUCUCAGCUGGACACAGCACUCGGAGAAUUAAGAGGAAAACACAACGUGUUUUCUCAAGCUGGCAUCUGUCCUGGGGAGACAGUCACCAGGGACAGGGAGCUUUGUCCUGUGUGUUCUCUCCUGUGCCAGGGGCUGCCUCUCCUUGAGCUGUGCCCAGGCCCCGCUCACAGGGAGCUGUGCUCAGCCCCACAGUGGAGGUGCCAAUCUCAGCUGGGCUCAGAACAAGGGUUUCUCCCUUAGGGUCCCCAGCAGCCUGUACCUCUGCCAGGCCUGAGCCCCCCCCCGAGCAGCUGUACAGCACUCCAGGAGCACUUCUCCUGGGCACAAAGGAGGGAAUUCCUUUCCCCUGGGAUCCUUCCCUCAAAGACAGGCCCUGUGCCUGCAGCUCCCCAGCCUCUCCAGCUGCCCAGGCUGCUGUCCCAUAGGUGCUCUGGUUCAUGGCAGUCCCAUGGCCCUGGGUCCCUGUGAGCCAGCAAAGUUCCUCUGUGGAACAGCAAUAAUUUUGUACAGUCUGAUUCGUGUAUGUGCUGGGGUGUGGGAUUUUGUUACACUGGUAACAGGGUUUGUACCAGGUUUCUUUACAGAAUAUAUUUAUACAAAAUGUUAUAAAAAUUAAAAAAUAAAAACUGAAAAGCUUGUCCUGCUUAAAAA